This is a messenger RNA of Lepisosteus oculatus (spotted gar), 4411 nucleotides long. RefSeq names its product retinol dehydrogenase 8a (gene rdh8a). Gene Ontology annotation, cellular component: cytosol; cytoplasm. Gene Ontology annotation, biological process: retinol metabolic process; estrogen biosynthetic process. Gene Ontology annotation, molecular function: estradiol 17-beta-dehydrogenase [NAD(P)+] activity; all-trans-retinol dehydrogenase (NAD+) activity. The record is from RefSeq and is a predicted model, not a curated record. NCBI's taxonomy places the organism in Eukaryota, Metazoa, Chordata, Actinopteri, Semionotiformes, Lepisosteidae.
ACGAGGUGAAGUCACCGGGGCUGAUCCGAGCGGCCAUGUGACCGCACCGCCCGCUCCGAGAGGUCCCUGAUCCUCCUCAGUGCUCCUAGCCAGCGCACAGCGGGGCGGACGCCCUGCAGAACGAGAGCAGAAGUAGCCAUGGCCAGCGGCGGACAGAGAGUCGUGCUGAUCACCGGCUGCUCCUCCGGGAUCGGUUUGCGGCUAGCGGUGCUCCUGGCCCAAGACGCUAAGAAGCGUUACUAUGUGGUCGCUACCAUGCGGGACCUGCGGAAGAAGGGGAGGCUGGAGGAGGAGGCGGGGGACACUCUGAACAAGACCCUGACCAUCCGGGCGCUGGACGUGUGCAGCGACGAGUCCGUCACACAGUGUCUCGACGGCAUCCAGGACCGCAGGGUGGACGUGCUGAUCAACAACGCUGGAAUAGGGCAGAUCGGUCCCAUCGAGAGCCUGGGCAUGCCGGAGAUGCAGAAGGUGUUCGAGACCAACUUCUUCGGCGCCGUGCGCAUGAUCAAGGCUGUGCUGCCGGACAUGAAGAGGCGGAAGAGUGGCCACAUCGUGGUGAUGAGCAGCGUGAUGGGGCUGCAAGGUAUUGUUUUCAAUGACAUUUACUCCGCCUCAAAGUUCGCCAUGGAGGGAUUCUGCGAAAGCCUGGCAGUCCAGCUGCUGAAAUUCAACAUCAAUGUGUCUCUGAUCGAGCCAGGCCCCGUCAACACAGAGUUUGAGAUGAAGCUCAUGGAAGAAGUGGGGAAGUCCGAGUUCCCAGGGGCAGAUGCCGACACUGUACACUAUUUCAAAAACGUCUACUUGCCGGCCUCUCACGAGAUCUUUGUCACCCUGGGGCAAAGCCCUGACACUGUGGCUAAGGCCACGGCGAGGGUGAUCGAGAUGAGCCGCCCGGUGUUCCGCUGCCAGACCAACGCGCUGUACACCCCGCUGGUGGCCAUGAAGUACGCGGACGAGUCGGGCAACCUGUCCGUCCGCACCUUCUACAACCUGCUCUUCAACUACGGCACGCUCUUCCACCUCAGCAUGAGCGCGCUCAGGUGCCUGACCUGCAGCUGCUUCCGACGCAGGUCCGUCUACCCCAGCUGAGGAGAAGACGCCCCAAAACGAUUUCCCGCCCCCUCGUUUUAUCACUGUAGCGCACUACAGAUUGUUGUUUUUUUUUUUUUUACUUCUGUCAUGUUGCCCAGCAGCUUAAGUGGUGGACAAGAUAGCAACCUUUAUUUUAUGAAGCACCUUCCAUAGGUGAUAGGCUAUCGCGAUGAAGGGAUUCCUGGCAAGGCAGCAGCUCCUUCCACAUGAGGCAUCACAAAACCGAUCAGAGAAUCCCCCCCCCAUCUUAAAAAUUCUCUACAGACGCAAGGACGCCGUAUGUGAAACAAGAGAUGACUGCCCUUGCAGAAACAUCUGUUACAAGGCUUGGAUGCUUUUUUUAUACAAGCUACACUUAAGAAAGUAAUUUAAAUACGAGCCGACUCGAGCUUUGCACACCAGGCUGAGAUGAAAGGAAACUCUGCUGCAGCAUUUUCCGAGCAUCACAGAAGACUGAAGUUGCAACCUUUUUCUUGCCAGACUGAUUGUCAGGGUUUCUCAUCUUUUAGCUAGUAGUCAGGGCACACAAGGUAAUACUAUGCACAAGAACAAGGCAAGUGAUUCACAAUAUAGGGCCCGUUGCUUACCAUACCUUCCCAAACACUUCCCGACAACACCAGGAGCAAGAACACCGGCCAUCCAUGUGGCGGCUCCAGAAAAUACCCCUGACUGGUGUGAAACCCGAGUUUCUGUGGUCUGGAAGCAUUACAACCAUUAUUUGCCAGGCUCUGACUGGGAUGAUCUGAGUGGCAGUACACGUCCUGCUGGGCCCUGCAGGGUAGGGUCCGGUGGGAUUGAAGUUGGACUUGGCUUAGUCAUCUUCUGGUGACAGCAGCCUCUCUGUUGCCUGGUAGCUUGCUGAAUGACUGCACAGCAGGACACCUACAGCAAGCACAGUCAGCCACAACCUACAGUCUCUCUGAGGUCCUAGACCUCCCUGUGCUGGACCAGGGCUCACAGAGCUGAAUAGAUGGGAUGGCCUGACAGGCAAGGGCGAAGCAUUGCUGCAGCCAAGGUGAUCAAGUACUUAUUAUUCCAAAAUGGACGUCAAGAGGCAAACACAACAAAGCGUGUGACGAUGCCCGCAGGGUCAAUCCCAGUCAAACAUUCAUUCAGAAAGGAACAGCAAAAGAAUCAACAUUCAUGUAAUGAACAGCUACAAGACCAGCACCAGCCAUCAACACCCCACAGGAAAACAUGAGAAGCAUGCAGAUCAGGGGAUUGAAACUAAACUCUGAUCCUUUAAUUGGCCUGAGAAAAAAAAAAACCUAAAUUGUACUUGAACAAAAAAAAUUCCAUGGAUGACAAAAUCUGCUUGUCCAGCUACCUGGAGUUCCACAGACGCAGAUCAGAUUAGGGCUUGCAUCAGCACAUUUCCUCCCUGACGACUGUAGAAUGUGACAUUAGAAUGUGACAUUAGAACACAGUUUCUUUCCUGCAACGUUCAGUGGAAUAUCAGCUUUUGCAGUUGUUGGUAACUCUUCUUUACCCAGCCUAUGAACAGCAGCCUCACGCUCACACACAUUAGUCGAUGGAUAUGAAAUUUCAGAAAACCCUGAGUGCUGUUUUUUUUUCCUCUGUAGCAUUUUUAAAGCUUUUUUCAGAUCUUUAUCAGGCAUUGUUUGAAGCGACUGUACGGAUGAGUAGAGCACAACAAUUCCAGAUCGGAACAGAGAUAAAAGCAAAAAAUAUAUACUUCUUGCUGCCGUUGUACUCAGUGUAAAGACAGAGAUAGUUAUCAAAAUACUGGUUUCCAACCAAAUCUUUGGUCCCUGGCCUUAACGUAAGUCUUUAAACUGAAGAAAAACGUUGCACUCUGAAUAACUUUAUUAUGGAUUAAGAAAAUGUUCAGGAUUCGGAUCAGCAGAGAUGCAACCAAUCAGCAGGCCCAUCCAGAGUGCAAAUUGAGCAUUUAAGUCCAAGGCUCCAGACCAGUAAUCCCAAAAGAAGCCCCCAGCGCUCUGGGGCUGCUGCUGGGCUGAAGACUGGGCUGGGUAUAACCCUGCCACCCCUGGCAAGAGCUGCCUGAAACUGUAAUGAUUCUCCGCUCAGUGGCCACAGCCCUCGCAGUCCAAUGGGCAAUCACCUAUCGAGGAACAGGGGGAAUACAUGACCAUUCCAACUUUACUAAAAGGAAAAGGUGGACCGGUUGUGGUGGGCUUUCCUGGGGCCCAGAAUGUCCAAACUAACACUACUGGUGGUGACGUUCUUCAGUCAGGGUCUUGACUACAUUACCCUUCAAGAUCCCCAGGCACUGCUUGCAAGUUCAGUUGCGUUUGUCACGUGUACAAGUGUAGGUGUAAGUCCAAUGAAAUUCUCAUAUGCUUAAGAGUGGGGGUGUCAACCUGCGAGGCCUGGCUAGAACUCCUCUCAUGGCUGCACCAUCUGGCCUCUCUCGAAUUCCUCCCCGGUUCUACUGGUGCAGCAGUUUGUCACUCCUGCCCCUGAUCUGCCUUGCAGUGGGACUGCUUGUGCACAACGGCUGCUGUUUGUCACCAAUGGGCUUUAGGAUCCUGUGGUGUGAAAAGCGCUUUGUAAAAAAACACGUUAUCACAAUCGUUAAUACCAAAGUCAUUAGAGUAAAAUCAGUGGUUAAGGUGCACAGUCCCUAUAGAUGCCAAUGGCAUGAGGUAGACCGUCUCCUCUGUCACGAGGAGAACGAACGAACAAGACCAAGGGCAGAUGAAGACAAAGGUGUGCUGUUCCGGUGCGUCUUCCCUGACUGUGUUACCGGGGCCCUCUGUUGGAAUGAGACCUCUUAUCUCAGGAGGUGAAAAAGGUGCCGUUUGAUCACCGAGAAGUUGCCAAUCCAGUCAGUCAAAGACGUCAGAAACCAGGCUUAUCCCCACCCCCCACCAGCACCCCCAGGCGCUGUACCGAGGGGGGGGUUAGGGGGGGCAGCAUUCCUGUCAGACAAGCGCGGGAAUUGUAGCGCCAAGCCAGCCUGCGCCCGGGCCGCGUGCGCCGCCCACAGUCGGCGGGACCUGCCCCUCCUCUCCAGGCUGCAUUUUAAAAAACGGCUUCCGCUGAAACUGGUGGAAUUUAUAAUUUAAAUAUUUUCACUUGCUUUUCCUUCUUCCUUUUUGUAACUCCUUUUGAUCUGCAAAUCAUAUCAUUAAGCGGUAAUCAGGCUGGAAAAAAACCAGUCUGUUUGAACUACUGCUGGUCUGGGUGGAAAGCUUUUCUAAUGCAGCAUGUUUCCGCUUUGUUUUUUUACAAGAGGGACGUGGUACGAGUAUCUUUGGAUUAAUAACUUAUUUUUAUAAAAUGUUAAUUAUUAAAAUAAGUAAUAUAUUGAAAACAAUGUAUGGCUUUU